Molecule: messenger RNA, 1108 nt
Organism: Corylus avellana
Lineage: Eukaryota; Viridiplantae; Streptophyta; Magnoliopsida; Fagales; Betulaceae
Product: transcription factor DIVARICATA
Molecular function (GO): DNA binding
Source: RefSeq, a predicted model, not a curated record
AAACCCCACACAUAUCCAUAUAACAUUCAACUAUUGACUCUCUCUCUCUCUCUGUUUAUAUAUAUAUAUAUAUAUAUAUAGCGAGGUUUUCCGAAUCUCCCACCAAAUCCAAUUUGCGAAAUCCCCAAGAAAGUGAGAGUCUUUUGAAUGCUUUAAGAAAACAACAAAACCCAGAAGGGAUAUGAUGAUGACGAGUAUGCAGGCGACUCAGUGGACAAGGUUGGAGGAUAAGCUGUUCGAGAGAGCUCUGGUGAUGGUGCCGGAGGACUAUCCGGACAGGUGGCUGAGGAUUGCCGAGUGUGUGCCGGGGAAGUCACCGAGGGAGGUGAGGGAACACUACGAGGAUCUGGUGCGGGACGUGCUCGACAUCGACUCGGGUCGGGUCGAGCUGCCGACUUAUGCCGACGACUCUGAUGGGUGGGACUCGCCGAGUCAGAUCUCGUUUGGGUCGAAGACCAGGGAGGCUGAGAGAAAGAAGGGGACUCCUUGGACUGAAGAAGAGCAUAGGCUAUUUCUGAUAGGGCUGGAGAAAUUUGGCAAGGGUGAUUGGAGGAGCAUUUCAAGGAAUGUUGUGGUGACAAGGACACCGACUCAAGUGGCUAGCCAUGCCCAGAAGUACUAUCUUCGCCAAACCUCAGUAAAGAAAGAGAGGAAGAGAUCGAGCAUCCAUGACAUCACCUCGGUGGAUAACAACAACACGGCAGCUCUACCUGUUGAUCAGAACUGGAUUUCUCCAUCGGGUGGUGCGGUACUUCAGCAGCCUGCACCACCUGCUUUGCCACAGAUGACCAUGCCAAGGAAUGUGCCCGAUCAAUCGGCCUCAUUUGGGUAUCAAAACUUUGCCUUUCAAAUGUAAAGAUGCAUAGUAGCAGCUACAUGCUCUGUAUGUAAAGUAGUCUUAGUUUAACAAAUCCAAUUUGUAAAGUUAUGUGGAUGGUUUUGUUAGGUGUUAGGUGAUAAGGAGGGUUGGAAAGUGAAUUUGAUGGUGUAUGUAGUAUUCUUAAGUCUUUUAGUGAGCUAAAGAAAAUCUUCUUUGGUGGAGAACAUAGCAAGUUGGUGUACUGAACGUUUAGGAAUUAAUCAAUAAGACAUAGGAAUUCUUUUUGCA